Molecule: messenger RNA, 1415 nt
Organism: Paramecium pentaurelia
Lineage: Eukaryota; Ciliophora; Oligohymenophorea; Peniculida; Parameciidae
Source: the annotation of a GenBank genome assembly
AUGAGAAAUAAAACACCAACUAAAGAUUAUAUCACAGAUAAAAUUUUAAGUAGAAUUCAGUCAAGCAAUAUCUAAAUUUAUAAUUAAGAUCAAGGAAAAAUGAUUGUAGAGACUAAAAAAAAGAAAUUAUGUUGUGAAUCGUGUUUGCAAUAAGAUGUUAAAUUUCUUCCAAAUAGUGAGAUUCAGAAAAAUAAUAAACUCUAAAAUGAUAGAACUGUAAAGGAGCUUUAUUAAAACGGAGUGAAACAUUAUAAAUUAGGUUAUUUUAACUUAGACCCUAUUUCAAUAUAAUAUGAUGGAAAAUAUGAAAGAUUACGUCUAGAUCAUUUUGAAGUUGUUUAAAAAUUACUUUUUCAUUUAAAAUUUAAAGAGAAAUUCUAGAGUAACAUCAAAAAUGUGUUAUUUAAGAUUGAAUAAAAUAUAAGAGAUAAUCACAAUUCGUUAAAUUCACUACUUCAAUAAGAAAUUCCUUUUAGAGAUUAAUUAGAGAAAGUUCAAAAGUACAAUUAAGCUGUAAUUGCAUUAUGCGUUUCACAAGAAUCAGAUACAUUUUUUGAUGAUGAAAGUCAACAAUGUAAUAUUAACUAUUAAAUUGCUAUAAAUGAAUAGGAAAGAACUAUUUCUAGAUUAAAAACACAAGUAUAACAUUAAAAUGUUUUGUUACAUAAGAUUUAAUAAAGCAUUAAUGAACCAAUGCUUGGAGUGGCAGGUUUAUUAAAUUAAGUUGGUUAAUUUAAAUAGAAAAUUGAAGAAUUAAAUAAAGAAAUUGAGAAUAAAAAUAAUGAAUUAAUUCAAGAACAAUUCCAAUUAUAAACUGUUCAUUCUAUUUUGGAUAAAAUAAAAAAACUCUUAUAGAAAUAUCCUACUUUAUUUAGAGAGAUUACAGCUAAUAAUAUUAUCAAUAUUAAAGAAUUUUAAUAUGAUUUAGAAUAAUUGUAUUUAUUAUAUAGUCAAGGUAAAUAAUAUGAGAAGAAUAUGGCUGCUCUAUAAAAUUAAUAUGAUAGUCUCUUCAAAGAACUUUAAGAUGAAAAAAUAAAUUAAUCUAAAAUGGUGAAACAAGAAUCCUACAAUAAGGAUCCAAAAUUAAAGAAAAUAAUAGAGGAUUUAUCUAGAUUAAUUCUAUCUAAAGAUCCUAAUGGUAUGUCUAAUGAAUUAAGAGAAUUAAUUAAAGAAUUAUAUUUGAAGAAUCAUCAAGAUGUAAUUUAAGAUUAAGAAAGAUAAAUUUAAAUGCUUAAAGAUUAAGUUAAUCAAAUAGUAUUAUUAAAUUAAUAUUUAAUAAGGGAAUUGAAUAUGAAAAUUUCAGAACUUCUGUAAGACAUCCUGAAAAAGCACCCUACUUUGAAGAAGAUUAAUAUACUUAAUCAUUAUUUACAUAAGCCUAAGCUUUAGAAUAAGUCUUAUUAAAAAUUAAAUGA